CCAAUAUUGUUUUAAAUAAAUAUUGUGAAAAGAAGGUUGAGAUAAACACUUCAAUAUCGUUUUUUGCGUACGUAAAGUGUGUGUUUCGUAGCUUUUGGUUGGCUUGUAAUAAAUUUUACAAGUUAAUACCAGCAACAGUUUUAUUCAUUAUUAAACUGUUAAAACUCGCUGAAUUUCUAAACGUGGACAUAUAUAUUUAAGAAACAUGUAACCUGAUAUGAUACAAAAUGAGAGAAUCCGCUCAUGACAUUAGUCUUGAUACUUGGAAGCAGUGGAUUUUGGAAGCAAUUUCAAAAAUACGUUCUCAAAAGCAAAGACCCAGCGUUCAACGCAUUUGUCAAGCGAUUGGAAGUCAUCACAAAUUUCAUGAAGAUAUCGUAGCAGAGAAAUUAGAAGAAGCGGUUGAGUCGGGUGCCGUAAUUAAAGUAUAUAAUAAAGGACUACAUUCCUAUAAAGCACCUAUGGCAAAAAGGCGUAUUAAAAUAGAGAAAAAUAGUAAUUUGUGUAAAAUAGUUGCAAAAGCUGUGCAUGAUUUGGGUGAAUGUGAGGGAUCAACAAUAAAAACAAUUGAAAAUUAUAUACAAAAGUUUAAUAACAUAGAUCUUGGUCCCGAUGUUGAUUUUCGAGCAAUUAUAAAAAGUUCUAUUAGAAAAGCAGUAGAUGCUGGAUUUCUUGUACAGGAAGGAAAAUUAUACAAAAAGGGGCGAUCACUAACUACACCGCGAAAAUCGUCAUCAACAUUGGAGGUAACCGUAACUACUGGUGACGAUAAUUGUUCCUACUGUUCCGGCGAUGCACAAAAAAACAGAAAUGGUAUACCUGAGCCCCUGAGUUCUUGCAAAAAAUGUGGCAUGUCUUUACAUACUACUUGUGCAAAUAUAGCGGCUAAGUGUAAAUCACAAUCAUAUGUGCUACUAUAUAUGCUAGUAACGAAAGGUUCCAUAUGGUAUUGUAAAAAUUGCGCGGAAUGUAGUAUUUGCACAUGCAGCGACCGGGGACCGUGUUUGCUGGAAUGUUCGGCCUGCAAGAAAAUGUAUCAUUUAACAUGUUUGGACACGGUACCAGAUAAAAAGCCCAAACAUCCUUAUAGGUGCAACAAUUGCAUACUACAAAAUUUUGAUGUUGUUAAGAAAGAAGUGACGAAGAAAAGCUUGGAAACAGUUAAAUAUCGAAGUCAGUCAGGUGGUGAAACAUGCAAAUCGACCAGAGGUGGCAAACCAGUGACGCCCUCAACUUCUGAGUACGCGGGCACACGGCAUAAAGAAUGGAUUGGUAGCAAACAAAAGGACAAACGAAGCAUGGGUGCGAUGGCAGGAAUUUCAUGUAAACGGCAAAUCAUAGAUGAAUUAGACAAUAAUCCAACAACAUCAAAACUUUCGAAAUAUGAAGGUUCCAAAGAAAUGUACAAAGACAUUUCCCUAAGUCAAGCUAUCAAAUCGUCACAGAAUUUACAAAAGAGUAUUGCGCAUAAUUCGCACUUGAAAAUGUUUAGACAACGUAGACAAUUUGCGGGUUUCCUUAAUAAAUUGGAUCCAUCGUCGAACGAUACGAAACGUACAAAAAAGAAAACACCAUCAGAUUUAUCAUCUUCAAGUUCUUCAAGCGAUAGCGAUGAAGAUGAUAACAUGGACUUUGAUGACGACAAUCAAGACGAUAGUACAUCAUCGGGUUCAUGUUCGUCAAGCAGUUCGGGUUCCGAUUCGAGUGAGAGUAGCAGUGAUAGUUCCGAAUUCGACAAUGAAGAAGAUAAUUAUGAAGAAAACGAUGACGAUGAUUGUGACUCGGAUAAAAGUGAGUCCAAAUCAAAUAUAUUCAUUUCACAAAUCCCAGUUAAGAAAGAAAUUACUGUACCAGCAAAAAAUUACACGUCACAAAAUAACAAAAUAAAAGAUGAACAUUGGGGCUUUGCUGCCGUUGCCAAAAAUCGUGUUGACAUAUUUUCACAAUCGCGAAAUAUGGAAACGGAUGGCUUUGCGCUAAAAAAGUGUGGCAAUCUCUUAACUGGUUUCAAUAAGAAUUUAGUACCCGAUGAGAUAAACACGCGAAACAAACAAAUGAAUUACAAGUCCUUACAAGGUCUUGGCAACGAAGUAGACCAAAUGGAAAAGCGUACUGUAAAAACAACAGCUAAAAAGGAUGACGUGCCAGAGACCAGCGUAGCAUCGGCAGAAGCCGCUGCUAAUCGGGGUGCAAAAAAAUCUGUGGAAAAAUUGCAGAAAAAGAAAGUAGCCACACUCAAGUCUGCGCCGUUGGAUACGAAACGUACCGUCUAUAAGAGCGACGACGAUGAGGUGCCCUAUUUGAAUGAAAGCACCGUUAUCAAGUAUCAAAUGAUGGAAAACACAAAUUACGCUAGAGGCGUAAAGCCCUUCACAAACGAAGAAAGUUCCUCCAACGAGAAGGUCGAAUACGAAGAGGUGUAUCCAGAGAAUCCAUUUGAAAAUCAACCACUACCCAAUGGCGUAGAACAGAGUGAUAUAACAAUUUAUAAGAAAAUACGCGAGAAUGCUGCAAAGAAAAUAACGGAAUUAAAAAACUUAAACGCGCUAACCAAUGCCAAUAUUGGGCCAACACAAGAGCGUUGCCCAUCGGCAAUAGAAAUCGGAAAGUGGCAUAUUGAAACCUGGUAUUCGAGUCCUUUUCCACAAGAAUAUGCCAGGCUUCCCAAAUUGUAUUUGUGUGAAUUUUGUUUGAAAUAUACAAAGAGCAGAUCUGUUUUGGAUCGACAUCAAAACAAGUGUCUUUGGAAGCAACCACCAGGCACCGAAAUAUAUCGUCAUAACGAUAUAUCGGUAUUUGAAGUCGAUGGCAAUAUAAACAAGAUAUAUUGUCAAAAUCUAUGUUUGCUGGCCAAACUAUUUCUGGAUCAUAAAACACUUUACUACGAUGUUGAGCCGUUUUUGUUUUACAUCUUAACCAAGAACGAUAAGAAGGGUUGCCAUCUGGUUGGCUAUUUCUCGAAGGAGAAACAUUGCGCACAGAAGUUUAAUGUAUCAUGCAUAUUGACAAUGCCACAAUUUCAAAGGCAGGGUUUCGGUAGAUUCCUCAUUGAAUUUAGUUAUCUGCUCAGUCGGGAAGAGGGCCAAGUUGGCACACCAGAAAAACCACUCUCCGAUUUAGGCAGACUGUCAUAUUUCUCUUACUGGAAAUCAAUAAUUUUGGAAUAUAUUUACAAUCACAGAAAUGAUGGACGCAUCACCUUCAAAGAUAUUGCCAACAAAACGGGACUGACCGUUUCCGAUAUAGCAUUGGCCUUUGAAUUGUUGAAUUUUAUUAAAUUGCGUAAAAAUGAAGACGACAUACGUUACCAAAUCAAUAUCAAGGUUGAUUGGGAGAAAGUGAUAUCACAUUAUAAGAAACUGCAGAAUUCCAAACGUAUACCGUUAGAGACGGAUUGUUUGCGUUGGAGUCCGCUAUUGUCCAAAUCAUUGACGGGCGAUGGCACAAAAUCGUCUGAAGAAAGUUUUUUGGACAGCUCCACGCGGUCCGAUCAGACCGCUAUCGAACGGAUUAGAUCCCGAAAAUCGAAUUCUUUGAUUGCGAACAAUGCAAAUUUCAUAAAAAAGGAAACGAAUACGCAUGUCGGUGGCGGCAUGCAAAGUAGUAAAAGUAAAUUGUCCAAUUUCAGCAAAGAUAAAAUCGCCAGCGCAACCGUAGAACUAAAUUUUCACAAGCGUAAGCCCGCGCAUGUAAAAAACACUAAUACGGAUUUAAAAAACUCUAUGCAUGAGGUGAUAGACGAAAGCAACGAACCGCCGAAUCAAGACGUACCCGAGCAAAAUAAGCUGCAUGAAACCGUAGCCCCAAAAUCCGAAACGAACAGUGAUAACGCAAAAGCGCCCACAAGUGUUGUUGUAGAAGUCGCUAGGAGAAAUCCACGCAAACGCCAUCUUAGCAGAGAUGAUAGCAUUUCAGCGUCGACGGCUGAAGAGCCGGAAAUCAUCCAUAAACCUGAAAAAAGACGCAGAAUUCAAAAUUCACCUGUGCAACCAAUUGUUGUUGCGGAGAAGACAAAAGCUGAGGCGGUGGAUAGUAUGGGUAUAGAAGAUGACAAGCCAACCAGCCGCGCACAAAGAUUAGCGAAUCGUAAACAAAGCACACCCAUUGUAUCCACCAAUAAGAGAAAACAUUUUGAACGACAAAAUGAAUUGAAGAUGAAUAUUAAACAAGAAGAGACAAGUUUGGCAGAGAAAAUGGCUAUUGAACCUGAGACCGAGCCUAAGCCUGAACCCGAACCUGCCGUCGAAAAGGAACCACAGCCAGCAUCUGAAGCUAUAGUCGAACCUGAAGCGGCGAAAGAAUGCAUGGAAGUAGAAGAGUCGACUGAAGACAAAUCAAUAAAAAAUUGUAAUAAUGAUAAGCCCAUAACAACCGUACCCAAGUUGCGAGGCAAGAAGAGCAUUGAGAAGAAAACCACUGAAAUGUAUAAUGAAAGUAAUGCCAACAGCGCUAAAAAUGCCAGUGCAGCCAGCGAAGCUCACAAUCCAGAGCAAGAACAGGAAAGCAAGCAGGAAACGAAAAACAAUGCAGAACAUGCAGGUAACGCCGGAGUCGAAACAGCAGUAAAGGACAAGGAAGUAGAAGUCGCGCCAAAUGCAACUGUUGAACAAAAAGUAGAAGAGCAACUGCAAAAAAACCAACAGAAACUAGAAGAAGUACAACAAAUACAACAGCCGAUACAACAAACUGUGCCGUUUAACGUUGGAAAAUCCGAAACAUGCGCGUUACCAGCGGGGAACGAUGAAAAAGUCUUAGAAGCCGUAGCGAAGAAGACCAAAAAGACAUUUGCCGAAUUAAUGGUGGAGAAUACCGACACCAACAGCGCUGUUGCCACACCAGACUCAAAGUUGAAUUUGAACGAAAAUAAAAACCCGUCGCUUGAGCAUGAAAACGAGCAAAAAGACGAAGUAAACGUUAAAAGCGUAUGUGCCACUAGCGAAAAUGCAACACCAAUUGCCGUUGCCAAUGUCAACGAUGAUAAACCAAAAAUUACAGACGAAGUGGUUAAAGAUGCUGUUACACCUACAGAAAGUAACGUACAAAAUGUGGAACAAAAAACUGAAAUCGAAGUCAAUGCUAAUACGAAUGCAGUUACUGCCACCAAAACUGAGCCGAUCACAACAGAGGCAACACCUGCACCGUCAACUACAAUAGUUGUUAAGGAACCACUAUGUAAAAUAGAAUGCAUUGAAAACGAAGUGUCGCCAAAAAUGGUGGCACAAAUUUCACCAAAACAAACAAUAAAAGAAGAUUGUGCAAAUUCCCCGUGCCUUACGACCGAGACAAGUAGCAAGGAUGACGAACAUAAAGAAACCUACGAAAGUAGAAACGAUACAAAACAAUUGGCUGCUGCAGCAGUAACGCUCACCACAGCAACACCAGCUGUGGCAAUGGCCGCUGUUGUGACGGCACCGCCACUCAUCGCACCAACGCCAAUUCCGCCUACUAUCACAUCAACCGCGGCAGCACCUGUAAUUGCACCCACACCGGUAUUAACAGCGACACCGGCGCCAAUAACCGUCACUACAGCUACUACUGCACCUGUUGCACCACCAACACCGCUGCAAAUACCUAAGCCAACAGCAAGUGAAGCGCCGAUUAUCUGCAAAACGGAUCAGCUUGUUGAAACUAAACCCAUUAUGAAUAUUAAAACCGCAUCGCCACCCACAAAAACAUAUGCAGAUAAUGUGGCCGAGAGCAAAAUCAAUGAGAAGAAAAUCAAAAAUGUCAUAGAGAGUGUAGGUGUCGAAAGAAAGGAGAAGAUCUACACCCAAUCAAACAACAUGCAUGAAAACAGCGAAUUAAAUAAAUUGAAAAUACAACAAAAAAUUAAUGAAGCCGCUGCAGCGGCUGCUGCAACAGCCACGUUGGAAUUACAGCGAGCACAUAUGCAAGCGUCUGUUAAGAAAAGCACCGCCAACCAAGCUGUAAUAUCAAAUGCUAACGCCAUAAAUACCGGACGCAUCGAUGCAAGCAGCAACACAUCGUUUAUGAAAAGCGUUAAGGAUAAACAAAAAUCCAUAAUUACACAUACAGACAUUAAGAUAAAAGAAGAAGACAAGCAAGUACAAGUUAUAACAAAUAAAGGCACCGAUGCCGCCCUGUUAUCCUUGCAUGAGAAGAAUCCCUACAAUACGGCCGCAGUCGCCGCUGCCGAGCAUCAGAAAAUGCAAAACUCAAUGGAUCUGAAUAAGAUUGCCACGCCGUUUGCCAUAAAUCAAAUACCUAAUUAUGCAAAUACGCCACAGUAUUGGCAAUGGGACUACUAUGGUUACAAUUUGUCAACAUUGGACGCCGCCAGUCAUAAAAAUCAAAAUAAAUUCAAAGAUUUGGCCACAAGCAUGGCUUAUUCGCACAAUUUUACGCAGAAUUUAUAUCAAUCUGCUAUACAGCAUCAUGCUCAUCAGCAUAUGCAGCAGCAGCAACAACAACAGCAGCAACAGCAACAACAGCAGCAGCAGCAGCAACAACAGCAACAGCAGCAACAACAUCAUACAAAAGAUAAAUUGAAGAGUGAUAAAAAAAUGAGCGCUUGCAAGAAGGAGGAUGCGUCUAAAAGUAGUGCAAAUUCGAAUAGUCAAAACUUUAGUGGCAGUCGUGAGGAUUCACAUAAUUGUGGCUUUUCAAAUCCCCAAACGGCCGCUUACGGUCAGAAAUGCAAUAAUAUACAAUCGAAAUCACAUAAAAUGUCCACAGACCAAACACAACACAUCAAAUCGUUAAAUCUCUUGCCUAACGCUAGUUCGCGAUUUUACAAUCCAAUACCCAUACCCAGUAAUGCGCUCGCACAACAAGCCUUAUGCGGUCAGAAAGUGCGCGGGGAGCAUAACAAUUUGAAUGCCGCUGAAGAGAACAAGGUUAAGUUGAGCGCACACAAUGCGGCCAACCAACAGCAACAACAGCAGCAGCAUCAACAACAACAAAGCGCCGCACAAGAUAUUACCACACCGAUGGCGUAUAGCUCAGGUUCGUCAAAUCAUUCGGCGAGUAAUUUGCAUCAUUAUGACUGCGGCAUGACUGUACCGAUGAAUAUGGAUUCGCCAUCAAGUAUUGGCAGUGAUAUACAACAAAAUACGCCCGAUCCAAUACCUUCUACGACGCCGCACAUACAGCAACAGCAGCAGCAACAACAGCAACAAUCACAAUAUUCUGAUUGUUCGAUGCAAAGCCAUUCGGGUAAUACACCGAUGCACAUGGCCAUACAAACUUCACACAUUCAACAACAACAACAAGCUAAUCUCAACUUAAAUAUGCCGUCGAGCAGCGCGCAGGGCCUAAAUUCGCUUACAACCUCACAACAACAACAGCAGCAGCAUAGCCAGCAAAGUCGAAAAGUCAAUCAGCAGGCUGAAUUGGUGGCCAGCAGUUCGAAUCAGCGUGCAACCACGCCCAAGGCUAUACGUGGCGGCAAUACAAGUGGCAGCAAUCAGCAACAGCAGCAUCGCCAGCCAAAAAGCACGCCACCCACUAACACUGCAGUCAAUGUCUCUCAACAACAACAGCAACAGCAGAGCGUUAACAAUAAUCAAAAUCUAUUACAAUCACACCAAGAACAUUUACAUAAUAUGCAACAACAAUAUUCACAGCUGAGUGGUCAACAUCAUCAUCAACAAAAUAUGCAUAUUGAUUAUAUAACAUCCAUACCACCAAACAUACAAAACUACUCGUCGAAUGCAACCAACUCCUACGACAUAGUUUCCAUGCCCACAGUAAUACCACAACGUAUGGCCAUUAGUAACACUUCACAUUCGUUAUCUAGUCCACAUCAACGUACAUUGGAUCAGUCCUCACCAUCAGCAUGUGCUGUAAAUAAUUAUUAUUUACAAAACAAUUUAACACCGAACGAGGCGAGCACAUCACGUGUACCCGUACCGGCCUCAUCGGCAGCGACCAAUUCGAAUGGCGGUGGUGCCGGUGUCGGUGUCAUUCAUAUCAGUCCCGAUCCUUCGGCGAGCUCUUCUAGCGGCAAUGGUGAUACACAAUUGGCACAGGAUAAUGUCUCUGAAUCGUCAUCAUCGAAUGCCGGCACCACACCAACACAAGUCGGCAAUCUAUGUAGCCUCUCGAAAUUACAACAGCUAACAAAUGGUUUAGACAUACAGCCAUGUAACACUUCACCGGCUGGUCAGGUGAAUUUAACACCACCGCCGCAUCAUCCAGUCUCGCAUAAUUCGAUGACACCGCCACCACAUCUAUUGGUGACGCAAAAUCGUAGCUUGGGCACACCACCCAAUAUGCUGCAGCCGCAAAUCAAUCCACUGCAAUAUCAUAAAUACUAUUCGAGCAACAUGAAUAUUGCACCGAUUGCAACAUCACAAAAUGUGAAUAGGAAUACGCGUAAUACGGCAUCGGCGCCGGUACAACAUAUUGCCGUAUCGUCGGUGACCACAUCGUCGACCACCAGUCGCACCACAAAUGUACACAUUAGUCCGAAUUUGAUGCCGCCCUAUGGCGCUAUAAAUGGCUAUCGCAUGACAACACCACAAGCGGCGGCCACACCGACCUAUGCCGCUGGUGGCGAUUAUUCCAAUUCGCAGAUUCCAAUGCAAAUGGGGGUUAUGAAUAUGCAAUCGCAAUAUCCCGAUGCCUGUGCCAUUCAGCGAGCACAACAGAAUUCGAUGUAUUCAACUUAUCCACCCCCAUAUUUAUCGUUGAACGGGGCUAUGAGAAGAUAAAGUAUUUAGUGUAUAGUGAAUGCUUAAAAGUUUAUAUUUAUAUACAUACGUACAUACAUACCUACAUAUAUACACACAUACAAACUCUAUAAUUGUAUAUUUCGUAACAAAUAAAAUAAAUGAUUCAAAUAAACAUAA
Bactrocera dorsalis (oriental fruit fly) is the source of this 8813-nucleotide messenger RNA. RefSeq lists its product as uncharacterized. Gene Ontology annotation, cellular component: nucleosome; MOZ/MORF histone acetyltransferase complex. The transcript is spliced from 8 exons. Lineage: Eukaryota; Metazoa; Arthropoda; Insecta; Diptera; Tephritidae. Bases 228 to 8675 code for a protein of 2815 amino acids. Gene Ontology annotation, molecular function: DNA binding; histone acetyltransferase activity. The record is from RefSeq and is a predicted model, not a curated record. Gene Ontology annotation, biological process: regulation of DNA-templated transcription; nucleosome assembly.